AUUUAACAGUGUGAAUGUGGCUUCUUGAAUAAUUGAUAAAAAUUGCCCAACAAUUUAAUGACUAAUUCAUAAUAAACAAUAUUUAAACAAAAAAGCGAGAGAGAUUCUACUGUUUUAUUUACACAGAUGAUCUUAUUGAAUGCUAACACCUAGUUGUGAAAUAAAGAGUAAUUGAGUGAAGUAAAUGAAGAGUCUUGCUGUGCAUCCGAGAAGAGAAAGAAGUUUAAAAUAAUAUUAUAAAUAUUUCUAAAUUGAUAAUUUAAAGGCAAUUUAUUUAAAAAGAAGUAAAAACAUAAAGAUAAAGUUGCUGUUUUGAUCUAUUUAGCAUUUUUAGAAAAGUUUGCAUAAACAAAUCAUGGUUAUUUUUAAGAGGAAAUAUUCAGCAAAAGCUGUUCCAGUUCCAUGGGAGUUAAUCGAUAGUUACUCGAAAGAAUCGACAAUUCAUGGAAUCAAAUAUUUAGGAGAAAAGAAACAGCACUGGCUUGAAAGAGUUUUCUGGAUCUCAGUCUUUGUGAUUUCUGUAUCAUUUUGCAUUAAAAACAUGAUGACAAUUUACGAAAAACGCGAAGAAAAGCCAGUAAUGGUAUCCCAAUCAAAACUCUUAUCGCCAACAUUUAACAUCCCAUUUCCAGCCAUAACAAUCUGUCCAGAAAUGAAGGCAAAAUGUAAUAAAUUAAAUAUGACGGAUGCAAUCAGUCGAAAAGAUCAAAUUUUUACAGCAGAAGAAUCGAAAAGAAUUGCAGCAAUGUCUCAUGUCUGCGAUAAUCUUGCUUACGAGGAAAAAGCUGAAAAUCGUACAGACAAUAUCAAUAUAAUCAAAUUAUUGGAUGAGAUGAGUUUUUCACAAAAUGAUAUAUUCGAAAAGUGUCGAUAUGCUUCAUGGAAAUUUGAAGAUUGUGACAAAAUUUUUGAUAAAAUCUUGACAGAUGUCGGCAUAUGCUAUUCAUUCAAUAUGCUGAGCUAUAAAGAUUAUGUCGACAAGACAUCAAUGCAUCCUGAUUUGCAUGUUCCAAAGCACGAUUUUAAAUCAAGUUGGUUCCUUGACAAAGACUAUGACUCCGCAGAGAUUAACAUUUAUCCACGUAGAGUUAUGGGAGCAGGACUUCAAUCAGGCUUAUCAGUACAGUUUAAAUUUAAUUCUACAAUGCUGUGUUCGUCAUGUGUAUCCGGAAUCAACGGCUUCCGGGUCUCAUUACACAUGCCAGUUGAGUCACCACAAAUCUCGAAACAAUUUUACAAUGUUCCAUUCCAACGUGAAACGAAUUUAAUCGUCAAACCCGACAUGAUUUACUCGUCGAAAGACACAAAGAAUUACUUACCUGAAAAGCGUGGCUGUUACUUUAUCAAGGAACGAAAAUUGAAGUACUUUAAAAUUUAUUCAAAAACAAAUUGUGAUUUAGAAUGCAAAGCCGAUUAUAUCAUGAGGAAAUGUGGCUGUGUUAAGUUCUCCAUGCCUCAUACGAAUGACUCAGAUGUCUGUGAUAACUCAAAGCUUGAGUGUGUACAUCAGGCGGAACUAAACUUUACGACAGAAGAGUCACAGAAAAAUCUAAUGGAACUAAAACUUAAAAGGGAUAUAAAGCAUGGAAAGGCAACGAAAAAUGAUCCGAGAAAGAAAGCUAUAGAGGAAAUGGUCUCGUGUAAUUGCUUGCCUUCAUGCACAUCAAUCAGUUACAAUGUUGAAAUCUCACAGACUGACUAUGAUGCUGUUAAGGAUGAAUUCUCGUACGCAAAUCUCAACAUUUACUUUAAAGAGCCAUACUUCAGUCGAUUAAAGAGAUAUGAAAUCUAUGGCUGGUCUGACUUCCUAUCAAACUCUGGCGGUCUUUUAGGACUUUUUAUGGGAUGCUCAGUUCUUUCAUUCAUAGAAAUUUUAUAUCAUAUUGUGCUGUAUUUUGUAAGGAAGGUGAGGAAACAAUGGAAUAAGAAGAAGACUGAUUCGCAGAGAAUGCCUGAAGAAACUGUUACUAUUGAGAGGUUUUAGGAACUAAUGAGCAUGUUGAUGAGUUUUUCUUAUGUCUAUCAGCGUGACUUUACUUGUAACUUUGUGAUAAAAUUCGUAAAAUAGAUCCAGCAUCCCCUGCUUUGUAGCAGUAUCCAGUUUUAGACAAUGACAAUAAAAAAUAGACAACAAAUCUCACAAAAAUAAAGCAAU
Messenger RNA from Chironomus riparius, 2155 nucleotides. Lineage: Eukaryota; Metazoa; Arthropoda; Insecta; Diptera; Chironomidae. The record is from the annotation of a GenBank genome assembly.